This is a messenger RNA of Lotus japonicus, 3394 nucleotides long. RefSeq names its product phosphatidylinositol-3-phosphatase myotubularin-1-like. Gene Ontology annotation, molecular function: phosphatase activity. The record is from RefSeq and is a predicted model, not a curated record. The transcript has 19 exons. The coding region runs from base 151 to 2706 and encodes 851 amino acids. NCBI's taxonomy places the organism in Eukaryota, Viridiplantae, Streptophyta, Magnoliopsida, Fabales, Fabaceae. Gene Ontology annotation, biological process: dephosphorylation.
UUGAGGGCGCAGAAUUACGAGCGUCGGGUCACAACAACAACUACCCGCUUGAACGUUUGGUAAUCUUCAUUUCAACAUUCAUCCCUCUCUCUCUCUUCUCUCUCUCUCUCUACACUCGCCGGAGUCACCGUCACCGUCGCCGUUGCCGGCAUGGACGAACGGAAACACCGCACCACUAGAACAACGUCUCUCAGGGACGACUCCGAGUCCUCCACUGGUAGCUGGGACGUUCUCGAAUGGACCAAGAUUGAGCCAAUUUCACAGUUCGCGUCGCAUGAGAAUCUCGAUUUCUUGCUCGAGGCGGAACAAGUUGUAGCCGAAGGACAUGGUGUUGUUCUUGUUAAUACUGAUGAUGCGGGCAUGUUGAUGGUAACAAAUUUUCGUCUUCUUUUUCUGAGUGAGGGAACUAGAAAAGUUAUUGCCCUUGGAACAAUACCACUAGCAACCAUUGAGAAGUUCAACAAGAUAGUUGUAAAAGUUCAGUCAAACACACGUCAAUUAGACAAGACACCAACUCAGAGACUGCUCCAGGUGAUUGGAAAAGAUAUGAGAAUUAUAGUCUUUGGUUUUAGGCCUCGUACAAAACAGAGACGUGUGAUAUUUGAUGCACUACUGAGGUGUACAAAGUCAACGAGAUUAUGGGAUCUCUAUGCUUUUGUAUCUGGACCUUCUAGGUUUAAGAACACUACUCCACAGGUGCGCUUAUUGGAUGAGUAUUUUCGACUUCUUGGCAAAGGUUCAUAUCAUGCAUCAACCAACAUGAUUGAAAGUGGGUCCUACACCUUGUCAAAUGACUUAUGGAGAAUAAGUAGUGUGAAUUCCAAUCAUUCAAUGUGCCAGACCUAUCCAUUUGCUUUGAUUUUUCCAAAGGUCAUUAGUGAUGAUGAAGUGCUCCAGGCUUGUAGCUUCCGUGCAAGAUCUCGACUACCUGUAAUUUCAUGGUGUCAUCCUGUUACUGGAGCAGUUCUUGCCCGCUCUUCCCAACCUUUAGUUGGUCUCAUGAUGAAUAUGAGGAGUAACAUGGAUGAAAAACUUGUGGCUGCACUUUGCAGUAAACUUGAUGAUGGCUCACGGAGAAAGCUAUAUAUUGCUGAUGCAAGACCAAGGAAAAAUGCAUUAGCUAAUGGAGCCAUGGGAGGUGGUUCGGAAUCAUCAUCAAACUAUUUUCAAUCUGAGGUAGUCUUUUUUGGGAUAGACAACAUCCAUGCAAUGAGAGAGAGCUUUGUUCGGCUCCGAGAAUACAUGGACACUCAUGGCAGAGCGUCAUCAGAUGGAAUGUUAUCUUUUUUGAGACAUGGUGGGUCGACAUGGGGAGGUGGCAAUUUAAGUAGUAUGUCUGCUUCAGUAUCAACCCUUGGGGACAGUGGAUGGCUAUUGCAUGUUCAGAAUGUCUUGGCCGGUGCAGCUUGGAUUGCAGCUCGUGUUCAUAUGGAAAAGGCUUCUGUUCUUGUACAUUGCAGUGAUGGAUGGGAUAGGACAAGCCAGUUGGUUGCACUUGCUAAUUUGUUGCUUGAUCCAUAUUAUCGGACUUUGGCAGGGUUUCAGGCACUCGUUGAAAAAGACUGGCUAGCAUUUGGUCAUCCAUUUUCCGAUCGUGUGGGAAUACCUUGUACCUCUGGAAGUGGUAACACACCUUUUGAGUUACCUAGGCAGCCUUCUGCUGGAAAUUUCCCAUCAUCGCCGAUGCGCCCGUCAUCAGGAGCAUUCUCUUCUCAACCUCCAACCUCAUCUCAUGCACAUACCUCAAAUAAUUACUCUCCCAUUUUUUUGCAGUGGGUUGAUUGUGUUUCACAAUUGUUGCGGAUGUAUCCUUUUGCUUUUGAGUUUUCAGCGGCUUUCCUGGUGGACUUCUUAGACUGCAUGCUUUCUUGUCGCUUUGGAAACUUCUUCUUUAAUAGUGAGAAGGAGAGACUGCAAUACAGUGUUUAUGAAACAUGUGGAUGUUUGUGGGUUUACUUGGCUGAUUUGCGGGCAUCAGACGGAGGUUCCCACGUGCAUUAUAAUCCUUUUUAUGAUCCGUUGAGGAACAACGGUCCCCUUCUGCCACCAGCAGCAGCGUUAGCCCCAACUUUGUGGCCCCAAUUCCACCUACGUUGGGCAUGCCCGGACGAAGUACAAGCUGGGGAGGUUGAAGCACAAUGUAGAAAGAUAAUCACGAAAUCCUCUGAGAUGCAGAAGGCUAAAGAAGUGGCAGAAAGGAAAGCUAAAGAAAUCACAAAUGCCAUGGAAUCAUUGAAUACAGAACUGCGUCGCGAGAAACUGCAAAACAGCUCAGCUUUGAACAUGGCCAAGAGAUUAAGCAAGGAAAAUAUGGCCAUAAAGCGCGCAGUUCAGUCAAUUGGGUGCAAGGUUCACUUCUCUGGUAACGGUGGUGACUGCAUUGUUGACAUUGAAAACAGCCCAGCCGAAGCAACAAACUUUUUGCAUUGCUCCUCUAGGCAAGAAUCAAAUAAUGCAUUGCUUGAUGACAAAAAGAAUCUAUCCGCUUCUCUAACAGUUACAGCAGAUAAUGUUGAUGAUGUUAAUGAUGAUGGAAGGAAUUCUAUUGGUCGAAUAUGCGAAACGCUAUGCCAAUUUCGCGCUGGAGAAGGAGGUUGUAGGUGGCCAGAAGGUGAGUGUGCUCAACUAUGUAGUCAAUUUGUUGGUGUGAAGGCAAAUUUUGAUGCGCUUGACCAACUUUCGAUUGAUGAUAGUUAUUUCAAUUGAGAGUAGAUAGGGACUUUAGUUCCCAAUAGACUCUGACAGUGAACAGUCACAUCAACCAAUUUUGGUUUUCUUUCUGCAAAUGAGAACACAAUAUUCUUUGAGAAGUCCUUUACGAUGAAAAUGGCGGACCCUGUAUUAUUGGGUCUCGGGAAUUGUACAGGCUAUGAGAGUUGGCUGGAUACUACCUUGGUGCGAAAUCUGUUUGGGAAUCUAGAAUAGUACUUGUAUGUACCCUGAGUUGGUUAUAUUGAUAUAACCAUCAUUGUGGUCGACAUCAUUAUAUGCAUGUAUAUAAAUUGUAAUUUUAGGGACAGUUAUAGUCGUUGAUUACAUUAGAAUUAUUCUUGAAUAAGAUCAAUUUUGUACAGAUGAUCAAGUUUUUAUAUUUUUGACAAUUUUUUAGGGAUCACUGUCCACCAAUAAUCAUUUGAUAGUAUAUUAAUGAAGACGAUCAGUCUUGGCAUGUACUUAUAUUUUUGUUUCAAUUUUCCCCAUUCACAAUGAAGACUCACUUUUAAUGCACGAUGUCAGCUGGUCAUCGAAGGUCACAAUAGAUAUACUAAAUCAUAAAGCUUGGUUUUCUACGCUUUUAGCCCCUUAUACAAAAAAAAAAACUGGGUAAGGUUGCUCCACCCUUGAUUACUUGCUAUCAUAAGCAAGGUCACCAUUUUUUUAAUUUAAAAAUUUA